AAGGGGCUUAUGGCUCCUAUGAAGCCGAACCCUAGAGUUGUUGAAGGUCAAAAACUUUCCGGAAAUGGGAGCCCCAAAAAAGAAGAAGAAAAGAACAGACUAGAGUUGGGCCCUGAAGAAAUCAUGGAAGAUGAGUUUAUGGCUCCCGUGAAGCUGAACCCUAGAGUUGGGGGUCAGGGACUUUCUGGAAAUGAGGCCCUUCAAGAAGAAGAAGACAAGAACAGACUAGAGUUGGGCCCGCAAGAAUUCAUAGAAGAUGAAGGGCUUACGGCUCCUGUGAAGCUGAACCCUAAAGUUGGGGGUCAGGGACUUUCUGGAAAUAUGGCCCCUCAAGAAGAAAAGAACAGACUAGAAUUGGGCCCUGAAGAAAUCAUGGAAGAUGAGGGGUUCAUUGCUCCUGUGGAGAUUGAGGGUCAGGAACUUUCUGGAAAUAUGGCCCCUCAAGAAGAAAAAGAAGAAAAGAACAGACUAGAAUUGGGCCCUGAAGAAAUCAUGGAAGAUGAGGGGUUUAUGGCUCCUGUGGAGCUGAACCCUAAAGUUGGGGGUCAGGAACUUUCUGGAACUGGGACCCCUCCAGAAGAAGAAGAAACGAACAGAUUAGAGUUGAGCCGCGAAGAGACCAUGGAAGAUGUUUCCGAGGCGCUAUAUCCAGAGGAAGAGGAAUACAUUCCUUGUAAGUACGACUUCUCGCAGUUACCUCGGUUUCUCACCGGAUCCUGGUCUGAAUUCAAAGCACCACACGAGAACUUUUUGAAAGGCUGCAAGUGGGCCCCAGAUGGUUCCUGCAUCUUGACCAAUAGUGCGGAUAACACACUUCGGAUCUAUAACCUGCCCUCGGAGCUGUACAACAAGGAAGAAGAGCUGGAAUAUUCAGAAAUGACCCCCGUGCUUCGGAUGGCGGAAGGCGACACCAUCUAUGACUACUGCUGGUAUUCUCUGAUGUCCUCAGCCCAGCCAGACACCUCCUACGUGGCCAGCAGCAGCCGGGAGAAUCCGAUCCACAUCUGGGACGCGUUCACCGGGGAGCUUCGGGCCUCCUUCCGUGCCUACAAUCAUCUGGAUGAGCUGAUGGCGGCACACUCGCUCUGCUUCUCCCCGGACGGGUCCCAGCUCUUCUGUGGCUUCGAUCGGACAGUACGUGUUUUCUCCACAGCCCGGCCUGGCCGAGACUGUCAGGUUCGAGCUACAUUUGCCAAAAAGCAGGGCCAGUGCGGCAUCCUCUCGUGCAUCUCCUUCAGCCCAGUCCAGCCCCUCUACGCCUGUGGCUCCUACGCUCGUUCACUGGGUCUCUAUGCCUGGGAUGACGGCUCCCUUCUUACCUUGCUGGAAGGGCACCAUGGGGGCAUCACUCACCUCUGCUUCCAUCCUGAUGGCAAUCGCUUCUUCUCUGGUGCCCGCAAGGAUUGCGAACUUCUGUGUUGGGAUCUUCGGCAGCUUGGCCACCCACUGUGGUCCCUGAGCCGAGAAGUGACCACCAAUCAGCGUAUCUACUUUGAUCUGGACCCAGCCGGGCAGUUUCUGGUCAGCGGCAGCACUAAUGGGGCUGUGUCUGUGUGGGACACUAGCGAGAUUGGGCCCGAGAGCAAGCCGGAGCUGGCGCUGAGUUUCCUACCCCAGAAGGACUGCACCAACGGAGUGAGCCUGCACCCCAGCCUGCCUCUGUUGGCCACUGCCUCGGGACAGCGUGUGUUCCCAGAGCCCACCGAAAGCGGGGACGAAGGUGAGCAGCAAGCGGACCUGCCCGUGCUCUCCGUGCGCCACUGCCAUCUGGAAUGCCAGCUGCAGCUCUGGUGGUGUGGCGGAGGUCCGGACACCCCCGAGGCGCAGAAGGGAUAGGGAGGGCAAAGGAGGGAGGAUGCGGGCGCUCACAUAAAACAGGUUUUCUCUG
Molecule: messenger RNA, 1888 nt
Organism: Suncus etruscus (white-toothed pygmy shrew)
Lineage: Eukaryota; Metazoa; Chordata; Mammalia; Eulipotyphla; Soricidae
Gene: WRAP53
Product: WD repeat containing antisense to TP53
Exons: 10
Coding region: 10-1836 (608 amino acids)
Biological process (GO): Cajal body organization
Cellular component (GO): Cajal body
Molecular function (GO): protein binding; RNA binding
Source: RefSeq, a predicted model, not a curated record